ACUUCUUCACAAGUGAAACCAUAACCUCAUAGAACGAUAUAAUAGCUCUACUCUCCUUCUCGUAAGUUUCAUGGCUGCUACAGUCGACCUGGAGCAGUGUAAACACUGCACUAAAGAAGUUGCUAAGGCGAAUCUGGCCAUGCACGAAGCUCACUGCCAGCGGUUCCUCUGUGUGUGCCCUGACUGUGAUGAGUCAGUAGCUAAGGACCAGCUAGACGACCAUCGAGUGGAACAACACACUCUGGUGAAAUGUAAGAAGUGUAAUAUGAAUAUGGAACAACAGAAACUAGGAGACCAUGAGACAAAUGAAUGCCCAGAAAGGCUUAGGAGCUGUGAGUUCUGUGAGCUGGACCUUCCGGUCAACAGUAUGAAAGAACACACGGUGGCAUGCGGCAGUCGCACAGAGCUCUGCCCAGACUGUAACCAAUAUGUCAUGCUGAAAGACCAGCUCCAUCAUGCCCAGAUCUGCUCCUCUGCACUCGCCGAGAAACACUACUCUAAGAAAGAGGAAUUAAUUUAUGAGUACAAGAAGCCUCUUCAAGCCAGUUAUUUGGAGGACUCUAAGCUUGCUGUUUUAUCACGUGAUCUAAGUGAUCUGCACACUAACCCGAGCAGAGACCCCAAGUCUGACCAACGUAGUCCUUCAGACUUGAAUCUUUCAUUCUCAGUUCUGGAAAAGACAAAGAAGAAUGUGGCUACUGGCUGGGCAGAUAUUGAUCAGAUCAGUACCUGUUCACAGUGUCAUCUGGCACUUCCGCUAAGAACACUUCAAUGGCAUGAGAGCAAGUGCAAGAUUUUUGAAAGUCUGAAACUGAUGAAGCCUCAAAAGUAGGGCUGACCAACAUGGAUGCCAGGACAAACGCAAGUGUUCUGUAACCCUCCUCACCCAGCCCCCAAAAUAACAAUAGUGGAGUUAUGAGUUGUUGUGGUGAAUUAAAUAGUUACAGUGUAUUGUACAUUUGUAGUAAUAAUGAUAACAUUAUAUUAUUUUAACUGUCAAACAUCGAGAUUGAAAUAAUUUUUUUUUUUCAGUUGAGCUUCAUAUGCUACAAUAACAGAUUGGUUUAUCUUGAAUUUAUUUCAAUAUUGUUUAAAAUGCAUACUAAACUAUGUGUCUAUAUAUACAAUUUGGUAUGUACUUUGGUUCUCUGAUUCUGUGGAAUCACUUUAUUUUAAAUUUCAGCAUUAAAUUAGAGAAAGGGAAUUAA
Molecule: messenger RNA, 1208 nt
Organism: Electrophorus electricus (electric eel)
Lineage: Eukaryota; Metazoa; Chordata; Actinopteri; Gymnotiformes; Gymnotidae
Gene: xaf1
Product: XIAP associated factor 1
Biological process (GO): apoptotic process
Cellular component (GO): mitochondrion
Molecular function (GO): zinc ion binding
Source: RefSeq, a predicted model, not a curated record